AUGGCACUCCACCAUCUUCGUAGAAACACAUCGGAGACAGAGGAGCACAUGAAUCUUGUCAAACGUGACAUUGAUGCUUCCAAUGAUGCUUCCAAAGCGUUGAGAAGCGAAAACCCCCGCUUUAAUGAGGAGCUCAUCACGGCACCUCUAUUUUCUCUCUCUGCUUGUGAGACUCUGGACACCGACCGUUUGAAUAUUGAGCAACCUCUCAACGGAGAGCAAACGUUCCCGCAAUAUGGACUUCUUGGUAUGCGUAAUCGACCUUCCAGCAACACACUGACACAAGACGAUCUUGUAUACGCCAACGUGUCAGCGCCAUGGUCUGCCUUCAUCUGUGGCAGUCAAGGAAGUGGCAAGAGUCACACCUUGUCCUGUCUGUUGGAGAAUGCACUGAUCGCAUCCUCCCCUGCUGGGACCCUGUCGUCGCCUCUGGCUGGACUUGUCAUUCACUAUGAUAAGUUCACGGCCUUUUCCAGCACGCAGCUGUGCGAGGCAGCCUAUCUUCAUUCCUCAGGCAUCCCUGUUCGAGUUUUGGUAUCGCCAACAAAUUACCUUGCCAUGAAAAAGGCAUACGAAGGACUGGCAGGUGGUUCGAAAAUGUUGAAGGUUCAGCCACUCUACCUGCCCCAGAAGGAUCUAAACAUUGGCAUGAUGAAGACCCUGAUGGGCAUCGGCAGCAGGGCUGAGCAGCCUCUCUACAUUGAGGUCGUUAUGAAGAUUCUUCGCGACAUGGCCAUAGCCAACCAAGGCAAAUCCGACUUCAACUACAGCGCCUUCAAACUUCUUCUCCAGCGCGAACAAUUCGUUAAAGGCCAACUUAUGCCCCUUAAUAUGCGCUUGGAGGUUCUGGAGUCGUUUUUCGAGCCUGGAUCUGUGCCUGGUGCAAGUCCCGAUACCUCAAAGCAACAUGUUGCUGAUGAUAUCUGGAAGUUUCCUCCCGGCAGUUUGACAAUCAUUGAUUUGAGUUGCCCGUUCGUUGGCCAAGAAGAUGCUUGCGCUCUUUUUAAUAUCUCAGUUUCUUUGUUUUUGAAGAACCGCCACGAUACGGGUCGCAUCGUUGCUCUAGAUGAGGCCCAUAAGUUUAUGACUUCCACUUCACCUGAAGCGGCCGAUCUGACAGAGACAUUGCUAUCUGUCGUCCGCCAGCAGCGACAUCUAGCCGCCCGAGUGUUGAUCGCGACACAGGAACCAACACUUGCACCAGCACUGCUUGAACUUUGCAAUGUGACCAUCAUCCAUCGCUUCUCAUCGCCAGCUUGGUUCAAGGCAAUUCAGUCACACAUCGCGGGAGCUGGGAUUGAGAAGAACCCCGACACCAAAGCCUCGUCGGCCAUAUUUCACAAAAUUGUUCGCCUGCCAACUGGAGAGGCUUUGGUAUUUUGUCCAACAGCCCUGUUGGACAUCGCGAAGCACAACGACCAGGAGAAUGAGGAGUUCUCGAGUGCUCCCUCUUCCAGUUGGUCGGAUAUUCCAGAUGGCCGGUCCUCCGCAGACAGCGCUCCGAUUGCGACAACCGACUCGAACUCCCAAGAUGAACCUACUUUGAAUCGCGUGAUUCAACUCGGAACGUCUUACGCCCACAUUCGAGUGCGGAAUAGGAUCACCGUUGACGGAGGUCGCAGCAUGCUUCAGCGUUAA
This is a messenger RNA of Penicillium hordei, 1638 nucleotides long. RefSeq lists its product as uncharacterized. Lineage: Eukaryota; Fungi; Ascomycota; Eurotiomycetes; Eurotiales; Aspergillaceae. The coding region runs from base 1 to 1638 and encodes 545 amino acids. The record is from RefSeq and is a predicted model, not a curated record. The transcript is spliced from 3 exons.